Drosophila subpulchrella is the source of this 3135-nucleotide messenger RNA. RefSeq lists its product as uncharacterized. Gene Ontology annotation, biological process: anatomical structure morphogenesis. Bases 55 to 2979 code for a protein of 974 amino acids. The transcript has 8 exons. The record is from RefSeq and is a predicted model, not a curated record. Lineage: Eukaryota; Metazoa; Arthropoda; Insecta; Diptera; Drosophilidae. Gene Ontology annotation, molecular function: protein binding. Gene Ontology annotation, cellular component: cytosol.
CUGUUAAAAAUUGUUGAAUUGUUCCAUUUUGUUUAAAAAUUAAGAAAAUUGCCAAUGAUCUGGACGCCAGAGCAUGUGGAAAUCCACCUUGAUCUUCUCAAAACCUCCACCGAUCGGACCGUGAUUUACAAAUGUCUCGUGAAGCUCCGCACCGACCUUGUGAAGGACAAAAAUGGAAUUGUUUUAUUUCGCACUGCUGGGGGCGUUCACAUCAUGGUGCGGCUGAUCACCAAGCUGAAUGAAAAGAUCAUGGAGGUGGUUCUGAGCAUACUGGGAAACUGCUGCACGGACGAACAAGCCUGCAUAGAGGCCGUCGAGUGCAAGGUGAUUCCCCCACUGGUGACCAUUCUGAAGACCAUACCCAAUCCCGUGAUCCAAUGCCGCGCCUGCCGGCUGCUAGGGAACCUGGCCAAAAGCAAGAAGGCCUCCCAGUAUCUCAACGUGCACUAUGCGGCCAUUGCCCCGGCUAUCUGCCACAUCAUCGAGUCCACCAGUGCGGUGCAGACCCGCAUCAUGGCCUUCCGCGUCUGUCGUUUCCUCCUGGCCAGCAGCCAGUUCCUGAAGCACUUCCUCGUGGCCAAUGGAUUCCUACAGCUGAUGCGCAUCUUUCUGGCCGUGAUGAAGAACGAGGAGGCGCCCAAGGAGUCCGUUCCGGACAUUGAGGUGUCCACGCUGAUUGGCCUGAAGAGGAAUCAGCACCGCGAGAAGUAUUUCGAAGAGGUGGCCAGGAACUUGGAGGGCGUACGUAGUGACAUCUUCGACUACCAGAUGCUGAAAAACUCCACGAGGAACUGUGACUAUGCGUUGCCCAAGGAAAACGAGGCGGCCGUUGAGUUGGCCCUCGAGAUUUUAAAGUGUCUGGUCUUGAUAUCAGCCCAGCAGAUUGGAAUGAAAGCUUGGGAGUCCAUUUCCCGCAACACCUCGUUGGCUUCGAUUGUGUGCUUCGUUAAGGAAGACGGCGAUCAGCGGGCAUCCGCUUUGAAAAUCCUUUCCAACUUCUGCAAGGAUCCCUGCGCCUUCUAUAUGCUGAGCACGGCGGAUGCCAUAGUGGCUGCCUGUGAGAUGCUCAUGGCCGUUAACAUGGCAAAGCCACUUAACGAGAGCGAGAGCCGCCACUGCAUUAAUAUCAUAUUAACCCUAUCCACGGAUGCCUGUAGUCGCUCAAAGAUCCGUAGAUGUGGAGCUCUGCGCAAGCUGGUGGCCAUGAUUCGGGACUCCAAUUCCCAGAGCGAACGUUCUUCGCUUUUGCACAUUCUUAACAACUUCCAAUAUGACAACUUGAGCAUGGAACUUUUGCUUUACGAAGGACUUGUGCCCAUGCUGGUGAGGGAAUUGAACGAUUACCUGACCAGCGAUGAUGACCAUCACAAACGUCGUCGGGAGGAGAGAUUGCAAGGUGGCAAAAAGAGGAAACUGACGGAUCCCACAACGCCAGAGACGCUAAGCAAGUUCUCAAGAACCCACGAGGCCUUAGGCUCGGACUUUGACUCGCCGAGCAGUUCACCGAGGUCUUAUCGCACAACCAGUCCCUGCAGUUCGCGCAGCAUGUCGCCGGUGUGCAAAGAUCUGCUGACGAAUGAUGACGACGACAACUAUUCACCGGCCUGCAGUGAUGAUGAUGAAGAUGAGGAUGACAGCACAAAUACUGCGGAUACUAGGGAACGGCGCAUAGCCGCCAAUCGCGCCCAGACUUCUAAUGUCCUAGACAUAUUGAAACUAAUCGAUGAGGGCAGCGAACCCAUAGAUGAUCCGCUGUCCGACAAAGAAGAUCUCGAGGAACUCAGCUCGGAUGUGCCGCCCAAACUAGCCCAGUUCCGAAAUCAAGCUGGCGACACCAUCGACAUUAUCGAGAAUCUUAUCUACCGCAUCACGCUGAUGGUGAACAAGCGGGUGGAGCUGGGAAAGCCGGAAACGCUGGAUACUCUCAUAAGGGCGCUCAACCUAUUCGGGGCUAACAAUAAUUUCGCAAGUGCUCUGACAAAUAUAUUACUGGAGAGCCAGUUCUUUGCCCAGAUUAUAAAGCAUGGCGUGGUCCAUCAAUUGUAUCAGCUUACCAAGGUGGAGGAGAUGCGAAAAGAUGGCUUCGCCUUUUUAGAGACCCUCACCAACGUUGGGGAAUCCAAUUAUGGCAAGGAGGAGCUGGUGCGUCUCCUGCGCUGCGAUGAUGUAAAGGCCCAGCAGAGAGCCGCAAUAUCGGUGGCCUACAUCAUCAAGAGUCAUCGAUUGCUCUACCAGUUCCUCUUUGACGGCAAUGCGCUGAACCUGCUCUUCGAUCUGAUGCUGCGCAAAAAGACCGACGAUCACUAUGCAGAUGAGGCGGUGGAUGCAGUGACUUCGAUGGCUCGGUAUACCCUGGGCAUUGUGUUACCAGUGGCUGAGCCCGCGGAGAGCACUGCAGGGAUUUGCAGCCAGAAGCUAAGUGAGUUCGCUCCACUGCACGAUAACUGCGACAUGCGAUUCCUGGUUGGUGGAGGCGGGGAUUCCACCGUGACCAUUGGCUUUAACAAGCAGCUGCUUUGUGAGACCAGCGAGGUGUUCAACAAGAUGCUCAACAGUGACUUCCGCGAGGGUCACCACGGCGAAAUUCAGCUGCAGGAUUACACAGCCAGCGGAUUGCGCUACUUUCUGCAUUUAAUCGUGUGCCAGGAGCGGCACCUUUUGGAACCGGAUUACCCUGCCCUCCUGCAGGCCUUCGAGAUGUCCCGGGUAUACAUCAUGCCCGAGAUGGAGGAGAUACUGCAGCAACGACUCAUCCAGUUCCUGGACUCCCACAACUGCCUGCGCCUGCUGGAAUGGGCGCUGAAGAACUACCACGCCGAGCUGACGGAGACGGCCAUCAGCUACUAUCUCUGCUCCUCGCUGCCGGCGCAGGAGAAGCUCCAGCUGUUCCGGGCGGCAGAGGACUCCACAUAUGCCAGCGAGUGGUUCCAGCUGCUCAACGAUGCGGUGUUCGAGCGUUGCCGCAGCACUGGCUACUAAGCACCACCACCCAGUUGCGUUCUGUGAUCGUCUUUUCCGCCGCUUUCCAUUCCCUGGAUUCAGCUCGAUUUAUUUGCUAUUUGCCACAGCCCUUAGCCAAGUAUUCCAAUGUGCUACAAUGUAUAUUUAAAAUGUAUAGACUACGUAUUAACCUAA